Humulus lupulus (European hop) is the source of this 1369-nucleotide messenger RNA. RefSeq names its product leucoanthocyanidin dioxygenase-like. The transcript has 2 exons. Bases 124 to 1185 code for a protein of 353 amino acids. The record is from RefSeq and is a predicted model, not a curated record. Lineage: Eukaryota; Viridiplantae; Streptophyta; Magnoliopsida; Rosales; Cannabaceae.
AAGCACGUCAAGUUUAGUUCUCUAUACACAAGUCUCUCUUCUCCAUUUUAAGAGCUUCAAAAACGUUUGUCUUUUUUGAUCAUUGAAUAGUAUUUAUUGAAAGAAAGAGAGAGAGAGAGAAUAAUGGUGACAGCUCCAAGAGUAGAGAGCUUAGCAAGCAGUGGGAUUCAAUCCAUCCCAAAAGAGUAUGUGAGACCAGAAGAGGAGUUAAAGAACAUAGGCAACGUUUUCGAGGAGGAGAAGAAAGUUGAGGGGCCUCAAGUACCGACCAUUGAUUUAAAGGCCGUAAAUUCUGAUGACCCUGCUGUGAGGGAGAAAUGCAGAGAGGAGUUGAAGAGGGCUGCGGCGGAGUGGGGUGUCAUGCACCUCGUCAACCAUGGCAUCCCCGACGAGCUCAUCAAUCGAGUCAAGAAAGCCGGGCAGACCUUCUUCAGUCUUCCCGUUGAAGAGAAGGAAAAGUAUGCUAAUGACCAGGCCUCUACGAAGAUCCAGGGCUAUGGUAGCAAGCUUGCUAACAACGCUAGUGGCCAGCUCGAGUGGGAAGACUACUUCUUUCACCUUGUUUAUCCUGAGGACAAGCGUGACUUGUCCAUCUGGCCCAAGACACCAGCUGAUUAUAUUGAGGCAACAAGCGAGUAUGCAAGGCUACUAAGAGGACUAACAACCACCAUAUUGUCAGUACUAUCUCUAGGGUUGGGAUUGGAAGAAGAUAGGCUAGAGAAGGAAGUUGGAGGCGUAGAAGAGCUUCUCCUCCAAAUGAAGAUCAACUACUACCCAAAAUGCCCUCAGCCAGAGCUGGCCCUCGGCGUGGAAGCCCAUACCGACGUCAGCGCCCUCACCUUCCUCCUCCACAACAUGGUCCCAGGGCUGCAGCUGUUCUACGAAGGGAAUUGGGUGACAGCCAAGUGUGUCCCCAACUCCAUCAUCAUGCACAUUGGUGACACCAUUGAGAUUUUGAGCAAUGGCAAGUACAAGAGCAUCCUUCACAGGAGUUUGGUCAACAAGGAGAAGGUUAGGGUUUCCUGGGCUGUUUUCUGUGAGCCACCUAAGGAAAAGAUCAUCCUCAAGCCGCUGCCGGAAGUCAUCUCUGAGGCGGAGCCACCACUCUUCCCUCCACGUACUUUUGCUCAGCAUAUUGAGCACAAGUUGUUUAGGAAGACUCAAGAGCUUAAUGGUUCCAAAUAAUCAUAAUCGAUUCAUCAUCAGUAUAUUGAGUCUUGCUACUAGUUUGGAUUAAAAAGAAUUUUUAUAUUGUCAUGUUUUCUGCUUCAUGCCCUGGCUGUUUAAUGAGACCUUAUUGUUAUAAUAAGUCUCUGUUUGUUACUUGUAUCCUUUGCCUUCAAUAAUAAAUAAAUUGUGUUUGAUUUUA